AUGUCCUUUUCACUUGCAUUUAUUAUACUCAACCUCGGUCUUGGUACCGUCGCUCGACCACAUGCAUCAGGCAUGAAAAAUAUCAAGAAUGUCGUCGUGCUUGUGCAGGAGAAUCGGUCAUUUGACACCCUCGCAGGCGGUCUUACCUACAAUCCCGAUAUUGAUGGAUUGGUUAACAGAAAGUAUUGCAAUCUAGCCAAUGUUUCGGAACCAAAUUCAGAGAACGUGUGCGCGGCCGACAUAGCGAAAAACGUCGCGUCGGACGACCCUGAUCAUACUAUCACCGGUGGUAACAUGCAAGUCUUUGGCACCUAUCACCCAGGUGUGGAUGCGAAGUCGUCCAUGAGCGGGUUCGUUACCGAGCAAAGCUAUAUGUAUAGCCUACAAAACAAUAUGAUGGAGGCAGCCGAGGUGAUCAAUUACUACAAACCCGAGCUUGUCCCCGUCACAAACGCUAUGGCAGAGAAUUACGUCCUAUUUGAUCGCUGGUUCGCGGCCAUUCCGGGACCAACGGAUCCCAAUCGCGCGUAUUUGACAUCCGGGACGUCUUACGGCCAUGGUGAUAAUGGAGAGGUGUUCUACAAUUCCGGGAUGCCCCAGAAGUCGAUUUUCCAGCAGCUGUCUGAGAAGAAUAUUACUUGGAUCAACUACCAAAACACUACUGACAUUGGACCCUCGAGCUUCCCGCCAGAUGCGAUGUUCUAUCAAUGGACUGCCAAGUCUGGAAAAGGCAAAACAAAUGUCCUUCCAAUCGAUCGCUUCUAUACAGAUGCCAAGGCUGGGAAGCUGCCCCAAUUCACCUGGAUCAACCCGGAAUGCUGUGAUUACAUGUCGAUGCACCCGAAGUCGCCCAUCAAUAUGGGUGAAAAUUUUAUGAAGGGUGUCUAUGAGGCGUUGCGAAGUUCUCCUCAGUGGAACCAAACCUUGUUCAUUAUCACCUGGGAUGAACAUGGAGGUUUCGCUGACCAUGUUCCCCCGCCUACUGGCGUCCCUUCUGGUGAUAGCCUCACUUAUACAGAAGAGGCAAGCGAUGGACAAAAUUAUACCUUCCAUUUUGACCGUCUGGGUGUGCGAGUACCAACACUGCUGAUCUCCCCCUGGGUCGAGAAGGGUUUGGUACAGAACAAGCCCAGCUCCGGCAAUAAUGAUUUUACUCACACCUCGAUUCUCAAAUUUGUGUCUGAGCUUUGGGGGUUGGAAAGCCUUACUCCCCGAGUUGAGUGGUCGCCCUCAUUUGGAAACUUGAUCACCAAUAGAUUCCGAGCCGAUACUCCAGAGACCCUGCCGAAUGCAGCAGGAUACUAA
Messenger RNA from Penicillium daleae, 1305 nucleotides. Its product is annotated as putative phosphatidylglycerol specific phospholipase. Gene Ontology annotation, molecular function: hydrolase activity, acting on ester bonds. The transcript has a single exon. The record is from RefSeq and is a predicted model, not a curated record. Gene Ontology annotation, biological process: phospholipid catabolic process. Bases 1 to 1305 code for a protein of 434 amino acids. NCBI's taxonomy places the organism in Eukaryota, Fungi, Ascomycota, Eurotiomycetes, Eurotiales, Aspergillaceae.